AUGGACUUUCUCGCUAGCUUCAACUUUGAUGCCGAUAACUCUGCGAGCCCGAAAUCCACGUCUUGCGCAUCCAUUGAAGACUUGCAGCUUCGCCUUCGAGAUGUCCUCGCCGAAAAAACGACGCCCACCCGCGCCGAGCAUGUCGCCACCACCCUCGACGUUGGCGCCGCUGCACGCUUCAACCUGAGCCUUUCCACGACGGAGAACAGCGUGCUCGAGGGUCUCAACAACCUCGACCCCUCUCUCGGCGGGCUACACACCACAAGCGUCACUACGGAGAACCCCGGAGAGCAAACGACCCGCGACAUCAGCGCGACCGAUGCCCUGGUGAACCAACCUCAAGACGACCCGGUCCUGCAGCGAGCCGUUGCCCGGCACAUCAUCGCAGCCGUGGGCGCGACAGAUGGCAGCACCUGGAUUAUGCGAGAGAUGUCGCGCGGCUCCCAGGGUUGGAACUUCACCUACCUGUGUAGGGACUCCUCUCAACAAUGGGAUCGACAGAACAAGGCCAAGACCAAACUCAUCAUCGGCGAAUAUACCCAAAGGGACAUGGACCCGACUCUGGCGAGUCGACCGGCCUUUGAUUGCCGUGGCACGGUUAGAAUCUCAUUUGAUCGGGGAGGCCGUUCCAUCUCGAUAAAGUACGACCACACUCCACUGCACAAGACCAUCGCCGAAGUCGCCGAGUAUUUCAGACCAUCCCCGCGACCGACAAUCUUGCGAAAACCAGACAAGCCAGAGAAGCACAAGAGCCCAAAGAAACCGCCCUCCGCGCGGAAGAAGCGCGACUCUACCAAGGCCUUGGACGAGAAUGGCAACCCGAGGAAGCGGAAGAAGAACGCAACAGAAACUCAGAUGCAGGUCGCUCCAGCGCAUGAAAAACCGACGUUCGGUGAGAACGACGCCCAAAACGGCCAGGGAUCUCUCCAAUUUUCCGACGGUGUAGUCGCCGAUGGCUCUGCCAUGGAUGCGGCGCACACGGGACAAGGUCCUCAUCAACCUUCAGCUGCCGCUAACUUCCCACUCAACCUCUCGCCUGAAGAAGCAACACGUCGUCGGAAUGCCGCAACGAAGCUGCUGUCCGAGGCGGGCGUCGAUCCAGAAACGCUGUCGAUCGAGCAGUUCAGCAUCUUUGCCAACCAGUCGCCCGACCUGCAGAGGGAGUCACUCAACAUGCUUGUCAAGUACGGCGCAGAGCGGCUCCGUAUCGUGCACCCGAGCAACAGGGACAGCUCAACCUCGGUACCACCGAGCACCAUGCCGGCACCAAUGCAGAAUACUCACGCUGCACCCUCGGAAUCCAUGACCACGACGGAGCUGGUGGCUCCCGGCUCGGAGAACGAGAUCGAGGGGAUUGCCAAGGGCCCGAAGCGCAGAAAAACGGGCAGGUCGCGCACUGCGUGCCUUCAGUGUAAAGGCCGGAAGGUCAAGAUGGCCCAGUGUCCACGAGAGCGGCCCACCUGUGCCGAGUGCCAAACCAGCGGUUUGGCGUGCGAAUAUGCACCGCCAAGGCCCAGGAACAGCAAGAGUCAGUCGGACGCCGUCGUGCCUGCCGACUAUGACGCCGAGGAAGAUUCGCAACUUGAUUCAGCCCCUCCGCAGGAGCCGCCGGAAGAGGAGGUCCAGGAGCACCCGCAAAUGGCCCUGCCAGCAUAUCAACCCGUGGUGGGGGAGAUUCAAGAAGCCGGGUCGGAAGAGGAAGAGCUUCAAGACGGCGCGUCACAAGAAGAAGAGCCCCAGGACGAACACUCGGAGGUGGAUGCCGUGGCCGGGGGCGACGAACCCGACUAUUCAUCCUACCCGCAAAUCCCCGUCUCCGACAUGCUUUCACCGAAUGUCGACAUACAAAACCACACGACUCAGCCAAUGCACCAAGCUCAGCUUCCGUACUUUCGAUCGGCAUCAGGCCUGACCCUGCCUCAACCUGAGGAGCCUCCAGUUUCGCAACAGAUACAGACAUCCAGCUCCGGCCUGGUGUUCCCCGAGGGGACUGUUCAUUUUCCACCCCACAUGACACCGACGACGACAGACACGUCCCCCUUGCACCAGAGGGCCGACGAGCCUCUCCACCUGCUGGUGUCCCCUCGGCAAACCCAGCAGGCAGCCAAGGGCCCUAGGCGGAGUCUGCCCACCGGACCUCCACAGCAACAUGGCCGCGAUCGUGCGCCUAUGCCACCCGCCGCCGUCUCUCGAUGGCCAAGCAGCGUCAAAUCGAGCUCUCAAACCACGGGGGCCGCCAUGAGCUCUCCGCAGCCGCACGCUUCACAGCCACAUAAACGAAGCGCCUUUCAGGCCCCGCCACCGGCAGAGCCGACGACCACGAGCAACCCGACUAGCAGCAGCCAGUACCGGCCUGCGGCACUCAACAUGAACCCGUCGUCAUUCAGCAACUAUGGCAGGUACUCGGAGGCGUUGCCAAACACACCGACGACGUCUGACAGAAUCGGGUACGAGCCGUACUCGUAUCAGAGAAGUAACCAAAGCACCGCGUCGUACCCAGCCUACGACUAUGACCGUAGCACUGCCUCAACCAUGUCGAUGGAGGACUCGUCCAUGGCUUCAGCUUACCCAGCCAACACCCUCAACCUGCCGGACUCGUUGUCGGCCUCGCGGGGCCACAACGCGCCGAGCAGGACCAACUCACCCUACAACAACAGCACCAGCACCGCCCAAGGUGCCGGGAGGAGGUCCAGCCAAGUCUCUGCCUCGUCUUCGGAGUUUAACCUGCGCACCGCUUCUCAGCCGGCACGGCCCGGUCAGGGGCAGGGGCACGGAUCCAUGAAUAAUCACCACCACAAACAACAACAACAACAACAACAACAACAACAACAACAACAACAACGACAACGGCAGCAGCGACAGGAGCCGGCGCAGGGCCAACAGCAGCCAGCGCAGGGCCACCAGGAGCAGAACUGGUACAGCUUCAACGACCCCAGCAACUCGUCGUAUCCGUUUGGGCUUCAGAGGUCCAACUACAGCUGGAAGAUGCCGGACGAACCCUGGGGAGGGGUUUCGUAA
This is a messenger RNA of Hirsutella rhossiliensis, 3018 nucleotides long. Its product is annotated as fungal zn(2)-Cys(6) binuclear cluster domain-containing protein. Bases 1 to 3018 code for a protein of 1005 amino acids. The record is from RefSeq and is a predicted model, not a curated record. Gene Ontology annotation, biological process: regulation of DNA-templated transcription. The transcript is spliced from 4 exons. Lineage: Eukaryota; Fungi; Ascomycota; Sordariomycetes; Hypocreales; Ophiocordycipitaceae. Gene Ontology annotation, molecular function: DNA-binding transcription factor activity, RNA polymerase II-specific; zinc ion binding.